AUGGCCAGUGCAGCCAGCCACCUAGAAUGCAGCAUGAAGCGAUACAAUCGCAUCAAGGCAAGAUCCCCCUUGCCACUUGGUUACUACCUUCUCCACCUUGUCUUUUGCUUUUUCUUCCUAGGUCCGCUACCGCUACCAACCCCUGCAAAGGCCAGUUCACCCCUCUCCACGCUGCAUAAAAUGACGGGUCAGGAAUCUUACGGCCCCAAUGUUGUCAUGCAUAGUUCCAGCAGUAUGGCGCUUGGAACACGGAGAUCUUAUCCCAAGUAUCUCCAGUGGGGAUCCGAACGUGGGACGGCCCAGGGCCGGGAUUGA
This is a messenger RNA of Penicillium samsonianum, 315 nucleotides long. RefSeq lists its product as uncharacterized. The coding region runs from base 1 to 315 and encodes 104 amino acids. The record is from RefSeq and is a predicted model, not a curated record. The transcript has a single exon. NCBI's taxonomy places the organism in Eukaryota, Fungi, Ascomycota, Eurotiomycetes, Eurotiales, Aspergillaceae.